Messenger RNA from Austrofundulus limnaeus, 1114 nucleotides. It is a transcript of the gene arl9, whose product is annotated as ADP-ribosylation factor-like 9. Gene Ontology annotation, molecular function: GTP binding; GTPase activity. The record is from RefSeq and is a predicted model, not a curated record. NCBI's taxonomy places the organism in Eukaryota, Metazoa, Chordata, Actinopteri, Cyprinodontiformes, Rivulidae.
AAAAACAGCGACCUCUUGUGGUCACUUCCUGCAUGUAUCUUUGGCGCCAUCUUGUGGACAGUUGUUGGUACUGCAUCAACACGGUGGCGCGCUUUAUCCGGAUGUGGACGUUCAUCCGUCGCUUCCUGUGACUUUAAUCCACUUGUUGAGGAGGAAGAGGAGGACAGAAAGGCGUGGGAGCUCCUGUCUUCAUCAUAACUUUAAUAUAAUAAUGAAUAAAACAUUUAAUGCGGACUGCUAAAGCGGCGCCCAAACACAGCAGCUAAGCCGCCUAACGAGCGCCAUGCUCGGACUGAAAGAAGCCGGAGUUCUCGGCGUCUCCGCGGUUCUUGCCGKGGGGGUAGCCUAUGUUAUCUGGAACCACGUUACCUCCCCCCGCGAGAAAAAGUCCGGGACGCGGCCGAGGGAGGACCGUAAGGCCGGUGGAGGAGGAGAGGAGGAGGAGAAGCAGGAAAGAUAUGAGGAGGCUCCGGUUGAAGCUCCGAAAACAGCGGCGGCUCGCCCCGCGGCGUCAGAGAGAACCCAGGUUCUGGUUCUGGGUCUGGACGGAUCCGGUAAGACCAGUCUGCUGCACUGUUUCUCCGGCAGCGGUCUGGAGCAGGAAGUGGCGCCGACGCGGGGCUUCAACGCCGUCUCCAUCAGCCGAGACGACCUGAACGUGGAGUUUCUGGAAAUCGGCGGUCAGGAGGACCUGCGGCCCUUCUGGCAGCGCUACCUGUCCAAAGCUCUGCUGCUGGUCUUCGUGGUCGACUCGUCCGACCCGAAACGUUUCCCGGAGGCCAAGAAGCAUUUACAGCAGCUGCUGACCUUUGACCCCCGCCUGCCCCUCAUGGUUCUGGUCAACAAACAGGACCUCCCGGGCUCCUGCGGCAUCACGGACCUCUACGACGCCCUGUCCCUGUCCGAGGUCGGGGACAGGAAGCUCUUCCUGAUCGGGUCGCACGUGAGGAAAGGGGAGGCGGAGCUGAGCUCGGGCGUUCGGGACGCCCGGGACAUGAUCGUCCAGAUGGUCCGCGACGGCAGAUGAGACGGAUAAAUCAUCGGUUCUGAUCCGAUCUUAUUAUUUCACCACGCCGCCGCUACUUUGAAACAACUUUAUUUGUUCAAACAGAAC